Zophobas morio is the source of this 1944-nucleotide messenger RNA. RefSeq names its product protein gustavus (gene gus). Lineage: Eukaryota; Metazoa; Arthropoda; Insecta; Coleoptera; Tenebrionidae. Gene Ontology annotation, molecular function: protein binding. The transcript has 3 exons. The record is from RefSeq and is a predicted model, not a curated record. The coding region runs from base 53 to 787 and encodes 244 amino acids. Gene Ontology annotation, cellular component: SCF ubiquitin ligase complex. Gene Ontology annotation, biological process: proteasome-mediated ubiquitin-dependent protein catabolic process.
UAACGAUAACAAAUCGUUUGUCCAGGAUUUCGCUCGCCCUCCCCGACUCGACAUGCUGCUGGACAUGCCAGCAGCCCUCAGGGAAACCCAGCUCAAGCACAGCUGGAACCAGGACGACCGCUCUCUCAACAUCUUCGUCAAAGAGGACGACAAACUGACCUUCCACAGACACCCCGUCGCCCAGAGCACGGACUGCAUAAGGGGCAAGGUGGGCUUCACGAAGGGAAUGCACUGCUGGGAGGUGUGCUGGUCGACGCGGCAACGCGGGACGCACGCGGUAGUGGGCGUCGCGACGGCGGAGGCGCCCCUGCACUCGGUGGGAUACCAGAGCCUGGUGGGCAGCACGGACACGUCGUGGGGCUGGGAUCUAGGUAAUGCGACGCACGGUCGCAACAAAUUGUACCACGACUCGAAAAAUUGUCCCGGUGUGACGUAUCCGACUUUGUUAAAGCCGGACGAGACUUUCAUAGUGCCCGAUAAGUUUUUAGUAGUGUUAGACAUGGAUGAAGGGACACUUAGUUUUGUGGUGGACGGCCAGUACUUGGGAAUUGCGUUCAGAGGGUUGAAAGGGAGGAAGUUGUAUCCGAUCGUUAGUGCCGUUUGGGGUCAUUGUGAGAUCACGAUGAGGUACAUCGGUGGAUUGGAUCCCGAACCCCUGCCCCUCAUGGACCUCUGCCGCCGCGUGAUCCGCCAGCGCCUCGGCAAGCAGCACCUCGAAGAGAAAGUGAUGAGUUUGCAGCUGCCGCAAGCCCUACAGACUUACCUCCUGUACAGAGAUCGCAGAUAAUAACAGUGCUGUUUAGUGCAGUGAAUAAGUGUCCGGACAAUUUAUUAAUCAACGUGUCAGCCAUCAGAGCAACCAAAAAGAGGAGGGAGAGAAGUCGAGAGCAAUUAACGACGCGGACGUUUUUCGUUUAGGGACGUAACAAUUAUGAUUUCGUUAGUUGGACACACUCAAGUCUUCGCUAGUUUUGUGCUGUGAUUGGUAACGAUGAUGAUUUCGUUUGUUUUUUUUUUUUUUUCUUUUUUUCUAUUGGUUGAAUAAUUUUGUAUAAAUGAUCAUGGCACGCCCCACUUCCUGAUCUCGGGACAAGCGAGCCGCUUGUCUGCUGCUGGUUGAGAGAACAAUGCCAUAUGGUGUACAUAGUUGUAACUCAGUCUUCUUAACUUAUAUUCUCGGCACGGCUUCCUGAUAUAGCUUUACAAGAUAGAUUUUAACCUUUUCGGAUAGUGCUAGGCAGGGGGUGAGGGGGCGCCAGCCACCGGCGCCGAGAACAACGAAUGGGGCGAGCGCUCGAAACCGGGUGGCGCCCUCUACGAGACGCCGAUGUGCAUUUGUCGAAGCUGGAUGGAAUUACACCAAGAUAAUAUUAAUUGUAUGUAAGAAUAUUAGAUUAUUUUUGUAAAUAUUUAGUUAGUGCCAGUCUCAUUACACCAUAAUUUAUGUCUGAUACGAACAAUCGACUGCUCUGUUCUAUGAGAUUAAUGAUAAUUUUUAAGAGUGUAUAAGAUUUCUUUUGCAUCAUAACUGAAUGGGGGUCAUGUGAUGGCCCCUCGUGAGGUAUAGAAUGUCGGAGUGUAUGUCGUUGUGUAUUGUGUUAGUUUUUAGAUUGUUUAUUAAGAAAUUUCAAAACUUACGUGUUCAUUAGAUAAAUUUUUGCAAUUUCAUUGUUUUAAUACUUUUCUUUCCUCUUUCUUUCCUUUUUUUGUUUCAUUUUUAUGCAACUUGGAGUUUUUUUUUUAUCGUUUCAGUGAUAGAUUUCGACCAGUUUUUUUGGUCUUGUUAGAAAUAUUGAAAAUGCAAUGCGUAGUGGCCUGGACUACUAUGAUAUUGAUAAGUAGUAUGUUUUAUUGUAUUCUAAGUUUCGCUGUGAACGUCGUCCAGGCCUAUAUUUCAGUUACUCGAUGUAUGAUUAUACUAUAUAAGUAAACUCUUUAAACAAA